UUCUACUUGCUAAUCCUUUCAGGGUUCUGGACACCCUGGACAACUGACCAGUCCAUUUACACCAACCUGUGGUCAAAUUUACCGAAUCGUGCAGGAGCCUGGAUCGUUGGUGGGAACCAGAGAACCGGGAGAAACACCGUGAAAUUUCUGCAUAAAAAAGACCAUCAUCUACCACCGGGGAUCAAACCAGUGAUGUUCUUACUGUAAGAACACCGGUCACUCUUUUAUGGUGAAGUAUACGCUUCAUAUGAUCAGUCGAUCACCGAACAUCUAGUUCGGUGAUCGAACUCUCUUGUCUUAUGUCGGACUGUUUUAACCGUGAGUCUCUGCAGAGCAGGCUGUUCUGGAGUCAGCUGGGCGUUACGUUACGCAUCCUUCCUCCUCGGUUGUAACUCCACGCCUCCUCCUCUGAAUUCAGAUCACACUUCUCCUCAUUUGUGCACUCCCUGGAUCCUCAGCCUCAGCCUAUAACAUCUCGUGUUCAAGGAAAAGGAAGAGGCGCUCGCGAUUGAUUGAUGUGCGCUUUUAACCAUCCACUGGCUAAUCCCGCUGAAUGACAAACGGUUAAUCCAACUGCUGUCCACUCAUUUAUAUUCCCAUAGUAUCUUUAUUUUGGGAAACCAUGAAAAAGCCGCGUAUAACGGGGAGAGGAACGACAAAGCAGGCACGAGGCUAGUAAAACCAGCCGUGGUUCUGAUUGGCCUGGACGGAAAACUGAGGGAUCUUUGUCACACGCGUCCUCUCGUUUCUCUCACCGUGCCACGCGCACUUGCUCGCACACGGUAAUCAUUUUUAGAUUGCUAUGUCGUGACCGGAGCGACGCAAAAUGUCACACGACUCGUUGGCCGCUGUCAGACUCCCGCAGCGAAACGCCAGUGUUUUGAAGACGUUCGGCUGAAGAUCUUGUUCACAGCUCGCUGCUGGUGAAGCGGCCGAGGCUCGACCGAGGCUCGACCGGGACUUGAUUCAAAACCUGGACACCUGCUCUGGCAGGGUUUCCCGCUGCGCUCGCUGGGAAUCCCCCCCUCCACUCCACUCUGGAGCCCAGACCUGGACCUAGUCCUGGAUCUGGAUCUGGAUCAGCUCACAAAUCCACCAUACGAUACAAAGUAGUAGAAGGAGGAGGAGGAGGAAGAGGAGGAGGAGGAGGUUUUACUCCUCGUGCUCGUUAUUUGUUUACUCCAAUAGCAACUCACAGCAAAUGUGCUGUUACUGAGAGACGAUGGUUUUUGGGUUUAAUGUUCCUGCGUCUGUGUUUAGUUUUACUUUGUGAGACGAGCAGCAGCAUCAGUGGCAGCAGCAUCAGUGCAGUUCAUCCAAUGCUAAAGAACUGAGGAAGGCUGCUUCAUCUUCAUCAUCUCUUGUACCACCACCACCACCACCUCCACCAUCACCGGGGGAGACAUUACUACCAGCAGGAGGGCAGCGGGCGGCCCGAUCACCCGCCAACCAUGUAAAGCCCACACAGGUUCAACAGAACACUCCGUGGCUCAUCCUUCCAUCUCCCACAUCAUGGCCAACUCUGAAGAGGUGGAGCAGGCAGGUCUGGCCGACCUGGAGAUCAUCUCCCAGCCGGUGGAGGAUGAGAACCAGUGCUUGGCUCCUCCGGUGCAGCUGGUGAGUUUCGGCUACAGAGAUCUGCCCCUCACUGCUCUGGACCUGUCUCUGGCCGGGUCACAGCUCCUGUCCAACACCGACGAAGAUGAGAACAGAGAAGGGUCCAACUGGCUGAAGCCGUGCUGUGGUCGUCAGGUGGCCCUGUGGCAGCUCUGUCUCCUCAGCCCAGGCUUCAACUGUGUCCUGGUGUCUUGCGUCAUCCUGGUGGUUCUCUUCCUCUCCCUGGAGCUGCUCAUAGACACCAAACUUCUGCAGUUUUCCUCAAUAUUUCAAUUUGCCAGUAUCAUCCACUGGAUCAGCCUCAUCAUCCUCUCGCUCUUCUUCUCAGAGACCGUCUUCAGAAUUAUCGUGCUCGGGAUCUGGGAUUAUAUAGAAAACAAAGUUGAGGUGUUUGACGGCGCUGUCAUCGUGUUGUCGCUGGCCCCCAUGGUGGCCUCCACGGUGGCCAACGGGCCCAGCAGUCCAUGGGACGCCAUCAGCCUCAUCAUCACUCUACGCAUCUGGAGAGUCAAGAGGAUCAUUGAUGCGUUUGUGCUGCAGGUCAAAGUGGAGAUGGAGCUGGAGAUCCAGCAGUGUGAGAAGACCAAGGCUGUGAGGGAGGAGCAGCUGGAGCGUCUCACUCAGAUCUGCCAAGAACAAGCCUUUGAGAUCAGGCAGCUCAGGGCCCAUCUAGCACAACAGGACCUGGACUUAGCAGCAGAACGUGAAGCCGCCAUGGAGAUCCGCCACGUAUGGGGCAAACAGGGCAGAAGUUUCAAGGUUCUAGAAGGUUUGACUCCUGGGGAGUCUGACGACGAAGGCAGCCACAGAACCCCCAGAGAACCCUCGUCCACUGCAGGUACCGUGCAGCUUCUAAACCAUUAUUACCUUAUUAUUAUUAUUAUAAGAUAGAGAUUAUAUUCAAUAUGCUUAUGACUUAACCACUUACAUGUUUUCACGUUACCCAUUAUAAAAACAAGAUAAAUUUUGUAUUUAAACAAACUUCUAAUUGAAGAAAUAAAAUUAUGACAGAAAAAUAUUUAGCCCUGCAAUUACAUAACUUUACCACUAGAUGUGGCUAAAUCCUUGUCUCGGUGCUAUAUAGAAAAUAUUCCGUAUAAAACAGAUGUGGCGUUUAUGUGACAAACCCGAACCCGAGCGCUGCAGCAAAAAAACCAAAAAAAAAAAAAACAUGGGCGAGACAUGAAACAAACCUUGUUGAAUGGUUGAACAUGUGGUGAAGUGUUUGUUACAGCGGUGAUGAGUUCAUCUGGAGCAGUAGCCCUGAAGCAUUGUUCAGACCGGGCUCUUAGCCCCUCCACGCUCAUGCACGACAGCCGUCUGACCGCAGGCAUGCUGGGAAUCAAUAUGAAGGGCAAAAAAGCUUUUAGGAUGUGGCAAAUCCCAGAGAAAACAUUGGUGUUCCCUGACACCACACCAGCGUUCUGUUAUUCCCUAACCAUCUCUUUCACUACGUCCCCAGUGGCAAGACUGGCCAAGACCACCUGGACCGCUCUGUGAAUUGGACCUUGUUAGAACGGAGAGGGCUGCUGUCGACAGCUGUUCCCCUUCCUCACCUGUGAACCCCCGACAGGGCACCGGCAGGUCCUGGUGCAGCCGCAGGGCCUCAGGGCAAAGUAGGAAAUCUGGCUCUUAAAAAACAAGCAGGGCUUUUUGCAGGAACACAGUCGCCAAGAUGAGCACUUAGGCCACGGGGCUGGAGGCAAGUCAGGUCAGCUCAAAUCAAACCAAAUGUCUUUGUGUGUCUCUGCGGGGCUUCUGUUUCACACUGGCACAACUAAGAACUGGGAUCCACGCAGGACAGAAAAAUCUAUACUGGAACACAGGAGAAUCACAGGUGGUUCUGGACACUCCAAAGUACCAAACUGUGUCAUUCUAUUAGACACCUGAUGGACUGAGCUUCUCAGGUGCUGAAUGUGGUUUGUAGAGAAGAAUAUCUGUUAACAAACCUAGGAUAUACAGAAGUACUGCAGUACUGGAAAUACAGAUCAAAUAACAUUUGGCUAAGACUACUUAUUUUGGUGUCAUGUUUGUGGACCAAAAUAUUUAGACCACAUUUAUAAUUUUACAUAAGGACCACCGUUGUCUUAAAUAUUCUUUGCAGUACCAUGUCACAGACACAGGUGGCCCAAACCCACAUGCUACUAGGCUAAGGCAGUGUUGCUAAAUUUUCAAAGUCAUUUUUUGUAAACCAAAGUCUUCAGAGUAAAUGAUGGAUUUCCUAAAACUGUCUUUAAGGUAGACUUCCUGCUCAGGGUCAGGACCUGAGCUCCAGUCAGUCCCAGAGAUCCCACGGUUCCGUCCUUGACAGUGUGCAAACAGAGCCACACAAGAAAGAGACACUGCUACACACAUUGAUGGUCACUCUGAGACUAGAGUUAAUCUGAUCUCCAGUCUCUGGACAGAAGAAAAAAUAGUCUAAAAAAAAUAGCGUGAGAAAAUGAAAACUCCAUUCUGGUAACCCUCUAUUUAA
Molecule: messenger RNA, 4090 nt
Organism: Cynoglossus semilaevis (tongue sole)
Lineage: Eukaryota; Metazoa; Chordata; Actinopteri; Pleuronectiformes; Cynoglossidae
Product: transmembrane protein 266-like
Exons: 9
Coding region: 1513-2508 (331 amino acids)
Cellular component (GO): plasma membrane; dendrite
Molecular function (GO): voltage-gated channel activity
Source: RefSeq, a predicted model, not a curated record